Rosa chinensis is the source of this 1042-nucleotide messenger RNA. RefSeq lists its product as uncharacterized. Lineage: Eukaryota; Viridiplantae; Streptophyta; Magnoliopsida; Rosales; Rosaceae. The record is from RefSeq and is a predicted model, not a curated record. The transcript is spliced from 5 exons. Bases 37 to 1011 code for a protein of 324 amino acids.
AAUCUUUCCGAUUUCUGUUUACACAUUUUCCUUCUAAUGUGUUGCAACUCUUCAGGACAAACAUCGAAGAAAUGUGGCUCAACAUUGGGGUAUACUCGGAACGCCAAGAAAACAAAGAAAUCAUCAGAUGUGGUGGAGAAUUCGGUCACAAACCCGACGGACACUAUGGUUAGUGAGGACAUAUUUUUUGAGGCUAAUAUGGAUGAUGGCCACGAUGCUUUGGCUGAAAACCAAAAUACGUCUGAAAUUGAGGAUAUGGCCGAAACUGGUGACGCCUCGAUCCAUAGCGCGGACUCGGCUGAUAGCGAAGGUUAUUCGGAAGAAGCUCAAUCAGAAAGCGGUGACCAAGAGAGAGAUGGCCGCAUUGAUCAUUCUUUGCCCCCACUUGAAAACUCCAUGAUUGAGAUUGACAUGGACGACUUGGGUGAGAGCCAACUUCACAACACAUCGAGCAUCGGCCAACAGCUUGCCAUAUCAAACAACUUUUCCAAGGAUGUUGAAAACACAGAUGCACGUGGCCGAGAAACACUACUUAUCCAUCAGACAUUGGUUCAGGUAGGAGAAUCUCGAAGCAGUACAACCCUAGAAUUGGCUCUUCUCAACCAAACUGAAUCACAUCCCCCUAUGUUCGGAACACUUACCUCUCCUCCUAAUGACGGGAUGUGUCAAAGUGAGCAAGCUAUCGUUUGUGCUCCAUCUUCGGCCGAGCUUGUGGAUCAUACAGUGGGUGAUCUUGGUUUGGACCUACUUCAAUUCCUAAAUACUCUAGACAACACCACGAGUCCUGAAGAGGAAAAACUUGAAACAGCCGAAACCAAAAAGGCACUUGAGACGGUCAGACAGUUUUUGGGUUGUGAUGUGAGAACAGUGACCGAGGCUAGUUUUCUCUCUUUCAAGGAGGCGGUUGAAGUACUUAUUUCAGCCAAACAUUUCUCUCAGGUAGAGGCUUAUGAAGUUCAUGCUCGUUUGGCUGUUGUAAAUUUUAGUCUCUCUCCUUGUCUAGAAGCCUAAAAAGAGUUUGAAGCAGGUGAGAAGUUGAAAA